Messenger RNA from Mandrillus leucophaeus (drill), 3108 nucleotides. It is a transcript of the gene KCNH1, whose product is annotated as potassium channel, voltage gated eag related subfamily H, member 1. NCBI's taxonomy places the organism in Eukaryota, Metazoa, Chordata, Mammalia, Primates, Cercopithecidae. The record is from RefSeq and is a predicted model, not a curated record. Gene Ontology annotation, molecular function: delayed rectifier potassium channel activity. Gene Ontology annotation, biological process: regulation of membrane potential; potassium ion transmembrane transport. The transcript is spliced from 11 exons. Bases 171 to 3059 code for a protein of 962 amino acids. Gene Ontology annotation, cellular component: membrane.
GAAGAGGGCGCGAGGGUAGCAGCUGUAGGGAGCCGCCAGCCCUGCCUGCGGGUCCCCGCGGGGCGCAUGGGGCGCUUCGAGCCGGGACUGCGUGCGGGCCCCGAGUCCAGUUUCCUGCUGUCGUAAGAAGCCGCGCCAGGACGCCCCCCGGACCCUGAGCUGCUGGGAGAAUGACCAUGGCUGGGGGCAGGAGGGGACUGGUGGCCCCGCAGAACACGUUUCUGGAGAAUAUUGUCCGGCGGUCCAAUGAUACUAAUUUUGUGUUGGGGAAUGCUCAGAUAGUGGACUGGCCUAUUGUGUACAGCAAUGAUGGAUUUUGCAAGCUCUCUGGCUAUCACAGGGCAGAAGUGAUGCAAAAAAGCAGCACCUGCAGUUUUAUGUAUGGGGAGCUGACUGAUAAAGAUACAAUUGAAAAAGUGCGGCAAACAUUUGAGAACUAUGAGAUGAAUUCCUUUGAAAUUUUAAUGUACAAGAAGAACAGGACACCUGUGUGGUUCUUUGUGAAAAUUGCUCCAAUUCGAAACGAACAGGAUAAAGUGGUUUUAUUUCUUUGCACUUUCAGUGACAUAACAGCUUUCAAACAGCCAAUUGAGGAUGAUUCAUGUAAAGGCUGGGGGAAGUUUGCUCGGCUGACAAGAGCACUGACAAGCAGCAGGGGUGUCCUGCAGCAGCUGGCUCCAAGCGUGCAAAAAGGCGAGAAUGUCCACAAGCACUCCCGCCUGGCAGAGGUCCUACAGCUGGGCUCAGACAUCCUUCCCCAGUACAAGCAAGAGGCACCAAAGACUCCCCCUCACAUCAUCUUACAUUACUGUGUUUUUAAGACCACGUGGGAUUGGAUCAUCUUGAUCUUGACCUUCUAUACAGCCAUCUUGGUCCCUUAUAAUGUCUCCUUCAAAACCAGGCAGAACAAUGUGGCCUGGCUGGUUGUUGAUAGCAUCGUGGAUGUUAUCUUUCUGGUGGACAUUGUGCUCAAUUUUCAUACCACCUUUGUUGGACCAGCAGGGGAGGUGAUUUCUGACCCCAAACUUAUCCGCAUGAACUACCUGAAGACGUGGUUUGUGAUUGACCUUCUGUCCUGUUUGCCAUAUGAUGUCAUCAACGCUUUUGAGAACGUGGAUGAGGGCAUCAGCAGCCUGUUCAGCUCUCUAAAAGUUGUCCGGCUGCUCCGUCUUGGGCGAGUGGCCCGUAAGCUGGACCACUACAUUGAAUAUGGAGCUGCUGUGCUGGUCCUGCUGGUGUGUGUGUUUGGGCUGGCUGCACACUGGAUGGCCUGCAUCUGGUACAGCAUUGGGGACUAUGAGAUCUUUGACGAGGACACCAAGACAAUCCGCAACAACAGCUGGCUGUACCAACUAGCGAUGGACAUUGGCACCCCUUACCAGUUUAAUGGGUCUGGCUCAGGGAAGUGGGAAGGUGGUCCCAGCAAGAAUUCUGUCUACAUCUCCUCGUUGUAUUUCACAAUGACCAGCCUCACCAGUGUGGGCUUUGGGAACAUCGCCCCGUCCACAGACAUUGAGAAGAUCUUUGCAGUGGCCAUCAUGAUGAUUGGCUCACUUCUCUAUGCCACCAUCUUCGGAAAUGUGACGACCAUUUUCCAACAGAUGUAUGCCAACACCAACAGAUACCAUGAGAUGCUCAACAGUGUUCGAGACUUCCUGAAGCUCUACCAGGUGCCAAAAGGAUUGAGUGAGCGAGUCAUGGAUUAUAUCGUGUCCACUUGGUCCAUGUCCAGAGGCAUUGACACAGAGAAGGUCCUGCAGAUCUGCCCCAAGGACAUGAGAGCUGACAUCUGCGUGCACCUGAACCGCAAGGUUUUCAAGGAGCACCCAGCCUUCCGGCUGGCCAGUGAUGGCUGCCUCCGGGCACUGGCCAUGGAGUUCCAGACGGUGCAUUGUGCCCCAGGGGAUCUCAUCUACCAUGCAGGAGAGAGCGUUGACAGCCUCUGCUUUGUGGUUUCUGGCUCCCUGGAGGUGAUCCAAGAUGAUGAGGUGGUGGCCAUCCUAGGAAAAGGAGACGUGUUUGGAGAUGUGUUCUGGAAGGAAGCCACCCUUGCCCAGUCCUGUGCCAAUGUGAGGGCCCUGACCUACUGUGAUCUGCAUGUGAUCAAGCGGGAUGCCCUGCAGAAAGUGCUGGAAUUCUACACAGCCUUCUCCCAUUCCUUCUCCCGGAACCUGAUUCUGACAUACAACCUGAGGAAGAGGAUUGUGUUCCGGAAGAUCAGCGACGUGAAACGUGAAGAGGAAGAGCGCAUGAAACGAAAGAAUGAGGCCCCCCUGAUCUUGCCCCCAGACCACCCUGUCCGGCGCCUCUUCCAGAGAUUCCGACAGCAGAAAGAGGCCAGGCUGGCGGCUGAGAGAGGGGGCCGGGACCUGGAUGACCUAGAUGUGGAGAAGGGCAAUGUCCUCACAGAGCAUGCCUCCGCCAACCACAGCCUCAUGAAGGCCAGCGUGGUCACCGUACGUGAGAGUCCUGCCACGCCCGUGUCCUUCCAGGCAGCCUCCACCUCCGGGGUUCCAGACCACGCAAAGCUACAUGCACCCGGGUCCGAGUGCCUGGGCCCCAAGGCGGGCGGGGGCGAUUGUGCCAAGCGCAAAGGCUGGGCCCGCUUCAAAGAUGCUUGCGGGAAGGGUGAGGAAUGGAACAAGGUGUCCAAGGCUGAGUCGAUGGAGACACUUCCCGAGAGGACAAAAGCAUCAGGCGAGGCCACGCUGAAGAAGACAGACUCGUGUGACAGUGGCAUCACCAAGAGCGACUUGCGGCUGGACAACGUGGGUGAGGCCAGGAGUCCCCAGGAUCGGAGUCCCAUCCUGGCAGAGGUCAAGCAUUCUUUCUACCCCAUCCCUGAGCAGACGCUGCAGGCCACAGUCCUGGAGGUGAGGCACGAGCUGAAGGAGGACAUCAAGGCCUUAAACGCCAAAAUGACCAAUAUUGAGAAACAGCUCUCUGAGAUACUCAGGAUAUUAACUUCCAGAAGAUCCUCUCAGUCUCCUCAGGAGCUGUUUGAAAUAUCGAGGCCACAGUCCCCAGAAUCAGAGAGAGACAUUUUUGGAGCCAGCUGAGAGGUCUAUUAAAAGAAAAGUCAGAGACAGACACCUACAACCUUGCCGU